Messenger RNA from Protopterus annectens (West African lungfish), 7431 nucleotides. It is a transcript of the gene CCDC40, whose product is annotated as coiled-coil domain containing 40. Lineage: Eukaryota; Metazoa; Chordata; Ceratodontiformes; Protopteridae. Gene Ontology annotation, cellular component: cytoplasm; cilium. Bases 93 to 3104 code for a protein of 1003 amino acids. The record is from RefSeq and is a predicted model, not a curated record. Gene Ontology annotation, biological process: axoneme assembly; epithelial cilium movement involved in determination of left/right asymmetry; heart looping. The transcript has 19 exons.
AUACAAAAUCUACAGCAGCACGUUGUUCUGUAGCGAAAGAUGUUAUCACGUGAUUUCCACGGAAGUUGUUGCUGUUGCUUAGUUACCCAAAGAUGGCAGAGGAACCAAGCCAAAAGAGUGAAGCUCUGCAGGAAAGAAAUCAAGAUGAAGGAUUACAAGAAGGUAUUGAGAAAUGGCUUGACAGAACUUCAAGAGAGACUACCGAAAGUGAUAGCUACGGGCUUCAGCCGCAUGAUGCUGUGCAUCCAAUAGUGAUGAGUGACAAGAUUGAGUCCCGGGCAUCAUCAUUGUCAUCAAUUUCACAGAGAUUAGAUGACACACCUGCUGUCGCACAACAUGGAGAGUCAGAAGACACAGGAGUGGUUAUUUCAUCUCCUCGGAGUGAUUCUGUUCUCAUUCGCCAUGAGCAUUACCUGAGUGGAUCAGAUAGCGAAGCUGAACAGCAAGACGAAGCAGAAGAUGAUCAUUCUGGGAUUGGCACUGCCAGUGUUGAAGGGAGUGAUGAAGAUGAAACUGAACUGGUUGUCCUCGAUCCAGAUCAUCCUCUGAUGAAGAGAUUCCAAAUCACUUUGAAAAACUACCUGUUGAAGCAACUUGAGAAGCUGGACCUGGAUGUGAAGGAAAUGUCUGAACAGAUGAAGAAGCGUAAGGUGGAUCGCGAGGAGCUUGGUGUGGUGCUCUAUGGUGUCCAACAGGAACUAGCUCACAUGCAGAUGGCACUGGAAAAACAUCAUGACAGAUGUGGUGGUGUGGCUGUAUUGCGCAGACAGCUUGAGGAAGAGCUUGAAAACAUCAGGAAUCUUUACAGAAAAACACAACUGACAACAAAUGAGGAACGCAAAAAAGUGGCUGAACUACAGACAGAAGUGGAUAACAUGGCUUUACGUCUGUUUUAUACUCAGAACUUAAAUGAGGAUGUGCGUUCGGACAUUGCAGUGAUGAAACGGGCUACACAAAAGGCAGAGGCAGAAAGAACCCAGGCUGAACAACAGAAAAUGAAACAGGAUCUUUUUGUGGACCGCCUGACAAAACAAGUAGAAAGGCUAAAUGAACAGACUGCAAUGUAUGAGGCACAGAUUAUAGCUCAGGCAGAGGAAAGCAAAGCAGCAAAGAACACUGUAACUGAGGCACAAAUGGAGAUUGAUGCCAUUAAUAUGGAGAAGAAGCAGCUGUUACAACAGUGGAAUACUAGCCUAAUUGGGAUGAGGAGGCGAGAUGAAGCUUAUGCAGCAAUGGAGGAGGCACUUAGCCAGGCCAGACAACAGGUACAGUCAUUGGAUACUGAGAUUGAAGUCUACAAGAAAUCCAUCAUAAAGGAAGAAGAGCAAAAUGAGCUGCUAGCUGUCAUCCUUAACCGUGCAGAAUCUGAUGCUGCCAUGAGCAAGAAGCUGAUUGCACAGUGUCAGAUGAAGCAGGAUGCAUUGAAAGCUGAGUACAGCACCUACACUCGUACACUGCAUGAGACAGAACAGGCUCUCAAUCGUAUCAGCUUGGAAAGGGCAACACGUUUGAAUGAGUUGACAACUUUACGCAAGAAGAUUGAGAAUGAGUACUUAACAAGAACAGAACUAGAGGACAAGCUAAUGGAAAAGAUGCAGGAGUGUCUUACUUUGGACAAAGCAACAAAGUACUCUAAUCAACUGAUUUAUAAAUUACGAGCAAAAAAGCGAGAACAGGAGAUGAAACUAGCUAAAGGAGAAAAUGAAGUAGCACAGAUCACACUGGAGAAUAAUCAUAGUAGUACCAGACUGAGCAUGCUCCGGAAGACACUGUCAGAGCUUGACAAGAUGCUAGGACAAAAGAAUUCCCUGAUUUCCAAUUGUGAGAUUGAGAUAGAAAAACGCAACAUCUUAAUAGAGCGCAAGCAAGGAACAAUCAACUUGUACAAUAAAAAGAUUGAGCAAGCCCUUUCCAGUGCUGGGGGCAAAGAGCUUGGACCACUGGAGAUGCAGAUAAAAGCCUUCACAAAACAGGUGGAGGAGCGCAGUACUGAAAUAAUGGAGCUGCAGCAGUACUGGCUACGACUACAGAAUGAUUUGGUCAAGCUAACGCGCGAAAGAGAAGAGCAGGCCACAUCUGUGGAGAUGUUAAAGAAGCAGCUAACCAUACUUCAGCAGAAGAAGAUUCGCACUGAAAAUGGUAUUCAACAGGAGCUAAAUGAGAAAAAAGAUAUUGAACGUCACAUGAGAAAUUUGUCCAAUGACAUGCUGAAGCUGAACAUGCUGCUAAGCAAGAACAGUGCCUCCAAAGAUGAGCUGGAACAGGGCAACAUACUGAUGGAAACUGAAUUCUUACGUGGCCUCCGGGAAGCAGAGAAGGAGUCAGUGGAGUUGCAAGAGAAGUUGCAUCAACUGAAAGAAGAGAAGGAGCGGCUUCUGAUUAACCUGGUAGAGGCAGAACGGCAGAUCUUGCUGUGGGAAAAGAAGUCCCAGCUUGCUAAAGAGACACGAGAUGCUGUGGAUUCUGACGUAGGACAAGGAGAAAUUCGAAUUAUGCGAGCUGAAAUUCACAGAAUGGAGGUUCGCUAUGCUCAGCUGAUGAAGCAACAGGAAAAGAUGAUAAGAGAUAUGGAAGCUGUUGUCUCACGCAGGGAGACUAUUGUGACCAGAGCAGAGGGGCAGGCCAAAAUGGACAAGAAGCUGCCUACAAGAAGUGAAUUUCAGAACAAACUUUUGGACUUGAAAAAAAAGAUAAAAGAAAGUCAAAAGAAUGCAGAUGAGUGUAAUGGUAUUAUAAGGGAAUUGCAGGACCAACAGAACUCCCUCAGUAAAGCACUGAGUGAAAAACAACAACAGUGUUCAGCGCAGCGUGCUGUAUCAGACCAGUUAGAUGUUGACCUGGAAAAACUGCAGGAGAACAAGCAAAGGAAUUUGUCUCAGAUUGUGGCUUACCAAACUCGUUUAAAGCAUCUACAAGCAGUGAAAGAUGAAAAGUAUACACCACUUUGCAAGACAGAGCAGGCACUGGAGAAUGAAAAGCAAAAACAGGAAGAUCGCAUUCACAUAGUUAGUAGCAUCAUGGAUCGCAUUCAGCAGGAGUAUCCUCAGUACCAGGGAACACUACGACAAGUUAGCCUGGUGCUGGCUUCUAGACUGCGAGAAUAAAAUGGUGGCUCUUGGAGGGUGUCCAUCAUCUAGCUGAGAGAGGCUGCCAGCCAUAAUAUUCACUUCAUUGUCAGGGAGUGAUCUGUAUUAUUUUAAGUCAUUGAACAUUUAUGACAAGGAAGUAAGGAUGAAAGGGUACAGUGUGUGCGUGGGUGUAUGAGUGCACCGUGUGCAUGUAUGAUAUAUAAAAAAAAAUAAUACAUACACACAUGCAUAUAUAUAUGUAUAUAUUUCUAUUAGUUUCAUCACAACAGUUAACACCAAAAAACAGUGUCAUAAAACAUUCAUCUGUCCUACAGUACCAGAUAUCUUGUCACCAUUCUAUCCACGCCCUCAGCAGUUUAUCACCACAUAGUCUGCAUCAUAAUUAAAUAUGUCUUUUUAUCUGUAUCUUUUUGGUCCAUUACUUGCUGACCAACAAGCUUUCCCUUAUUGGACUUCAGCCCAUUUGAUCCCUAACAGUGGGAUCUCCAGAACCACUUAACAAGAGCCCACUGGGGGUGGCCAUCUUUACGUUAGCCUUAAGUACUGCCUGCUGCCUGACUGGCAUCCUGGCUAUGAGGCCAUUAUCUCCAGCUUAACCCCUCCCCUUCGCAGAGGUAGUGCAUUCUGUAUCACCGUGGGGGUUGCAAUCCCUUCUGUCUUGCACAUACACAAUACUGAAGGCUACCACUGUUCAGUGGCUUGGAGAACUAGACACCCAACCCAGGUCACAUGCCCUGCUUCUUCCUCCAAAUGUUGCUACAACACUGUGGCUGGCUGGGCUGCCUUCUCCCAAAGAUAAGCCAAACCACCUUCCUGCUAGCACCAUUUAACACUUUAGCCACUAACUGAACUCAGGCCAGUUCAGCUGUAGACAGGGCUUUAUACCUCUGUGCCACAAAUUGUCUACAUAAAUAAACAGAUCUUACCAAAACUGAUUAGAUGUUAAGCCUAUGCCUAGGAAGCCAUGCUACAAAAAAGAAGCGCAUGUAUAAAUCACAAAAACAAAAUACUAAAACUAAGAGAAACAGCCACACACAAAAUGCACUAUAAAAUAUAAAAAAUAAAGGAACUCAUAUGACAGACAUCAUCCUUAUAAUUGCCAGAUAAAAGUGAACAUCACUCAAUACGUACCUACGUAAUACCAACUAAAAUAAUAAGUUACAAUAUACAUAAAUGUUCAGACAGUAAUUAAGCAUUCUAUCCGUCUAUGGUCAUGAGUCAUGUUUGUCAUCUGUAGUGACUGUUAUGAACUGCUGUUACCAUCCAUGGAGUUUACUUAGCAAGAUAGAAAUAGAUUGCCAAGCCUUUCUUCCAUAUCACUCACACACCACAUGAAUACCUAGGGGAAUUUACCAUCACCCAACAGCAUAGUAGGAAACUAAUAAAUAUAAAGAUUACUUAUAUCUCCAAAGAAAGUCACACAACAUGGUGGCCAGAAACCGAAAAGAAGUCCAACGCAAUACAGGAGUGAACUGACCCUCCGACUUUACACAGCUAACAAAAAAAAAAGUCAUUGAAAAAAAUGAAUGAAAUAGAGAAAAAAAAUAGGAUAAAAGCCUCAAAAGGAAGAAACUAUGCACCCAGGUGAAAGCACAUUCAGUGGAACCUGUAAAUAAAGGAAAUAAAAGGCAUUUCACAAACAAGAAAACACUGCAGAUUUGCAUGCUGUUCUACUCUUCUCUUCUUACCAGAAAUGGUACCUGGCACCAUAGCCAAGCAGAGAAAAAGAAAAAAGUAAGUAAAUAAACAAGCUUCCAUUGGUGAUGUGUUACACAUGUUAAAAUGAAGAUUGUAUACCACAUCAUUUCUCACUAGGCUGUCUGGCAGCAUAAAUGUAAUUGCUGUUUCCAUCCCAUUCACCAAUCUCAUCCCUCACCCAAGCACUUAACCUAGUCUAGCAGUAACUAAGACACAGAACAAAACUAAACACAUGCCAUUCCAGGCCCUACCUGCAUAACUCCCUCCCAGAAUACUACUACAAAAAAAAUAGUAACUUUGCACACAAAAUCAACACAUUGAAGAUCCCAAAACAGAACUGCCCACCUAAAUCAAUCCUCUUGAAAUUAAACUUAUUCUUUCUACAACAAAUAAAUUAAAAUAACUGAAUGAAAAAUGAAACACUAUUCACAGCUAGCCAACAUACAUACAUACAUAGAUAACAUUCAUCAGGGUUUUCUGUUUCAUAAAUAAAAUGUGUGUGGAAAAGAGAACAUGUUUCAUGACUUCUGACUUUGCCACUCAUCGCAAAACUUGUCCCCCUAUCCUGAAGUACAAGAUGUUUCAUUAUGUCUAACAUAGUACCAUCCACAUAUUUCAUGUGUAACCUAAAAUUUUUUACAAGAUAGAAAAAUGUGAUAAAAUGCACAUCUGAACUCCAUUGCAGUAUAGUUUAUCACCAGUCUACCAGCAUCCAUUACAAAAUGCAGAGCCACCACUCUUACAGCCUCACCCUUGACUAAGCACUACUCUGCCAAUGCUAUCAGUUUCCAGAACUCAUUUAAAUAUUUUCACUUGCAGAAGCAGUACUCAGCAUAGUCUCAUUCAUUGCAUCAGUGCCCAUCAUUUUCAAAGCCAUAUUAUAAUACAAAAUCGUAUACAUUUGUAUCAUAAGCACUGUGUUAUUCAGCAAAAGAGUCCUACAAAAUGAAGGGCAUUUUAAUGAUAGUAAUUAACAAAGAAGAAAAAACACCCAGAAAAUAUUGUUUUCAUUUGUAACCAAUGGCAAUGGAUAACUUUAAAAAUAAAACAAAAACUGUGAAAUGCUGUGAAUCUGAACAAUGUUCAACAUACAUUUUUUAGAGAUAAGAGCAGAAGGAGCCAUAGAAGUCAUUUUCAUAUUUUUCUUAACAACAUGAUGUGAAUAACUUCAGAACAAAUAGCAGGAUACUACAAGUACAGAAGUUGUUAGCCCUUAACUGUCUGUAAAGUAAAUAGGGUUGUCACCUAUCUGUCUUAUUCUGCACUAUCUGGAAGGCAGAACAAUUGUUUGGAAGUCUGGGAAACACUCUACAAUUUCUGUUAUUCUGUUUAGCAAAACAAACAGAAUACCGGAGUUCCUUAAAUCCCCAACUCUACUUUCCUUUUUCUAAAGAAAAACAUUGCUAAUGCAAUGUGGUGUGAUUGAGUUCAAGACCAGAAAAAUACGACUUUCCACCUCCCCUGCCAUGCCUAUUCACAUCACAAAGUGGGAGUAGGGAGUGAUUGAAGGGCUAGGAAAAGGGGAGAAGAGAUGGGUAGGGCUAGGGAAUGGUGCAGGGAUUGUGGUUUUGGUUUGGCUGUGGGCACAGCAAAGAUGGCAACCCUAAAAGCGAUUACUGUUUUUAUGUAAAAUCAAGACUGUAUCAAGAAAACCACCGGUUCAAGAAUUAUAAUUUUAAUAAUUCUCAAAGUAAAUGAUGCAAACUGUAGCUCUACUGCAAUAAAAUAAUAAAUAUGUACAAACUUGAGUCAUAAACUGCGUUCUCUAUCCCCACACUAUAAAAUAUUUUACAAACAACCUGGUUAAACACUGUUGUUAGUAUUAAACCACUGCUAAGGAAGACAUUUCUAUUGUGAAAUGUUUAGCAUACCCUUCUGAGUGUAUUUAAGUUGGACUUUUGCAAAGGUUGGAUUUUAAUGUCAGAAGUGUUGAAUGUGAUAUAAAUGCUUUCUAAUGGUUGGCUGUUCUUGAUCACUUACUGCCCUUUGGGCUAAGAUUAAGUGUAGCACAAUGAACAUGUGAUUGCUAUAUAAACUUUGGUUUUCAGUUAACUUGCUUUCAUACAUUUGAUGAAGCAUUUGUGACACCAAAGCUUAUGCUAUUUUCUUGAUAAAAGUUUCUGUGGUUCCAGAGCUUGUUUAGCACUUUUUUUUUCUUUACAUCUUCAUCAGAGUAACUGCUUACCUUACAGGUACCCACAGGUCCCUUUUGCUUUUGUGAUUGCUACCACUUUUCCUCUAACUUUUUUACUUCUUUCACAAGUUUUUACUUCCUAGAUGUACUAUUUUGUACUUUUGCAUUGAACUUAAGCUGCCUUGUUUGGUCCACUCCUUGUUUAUCAUUUCUGUUCCCUGUUGUAUUUCAGUCAUGUUGCACACUUUUGUAUUAUCAGCUAUAAGGAGUAUUUUCCUUCUAGACCUUCUGCAGUGUCAUUUAUAAAACAUUAAAGGUAUCCAACCAACCCCAAUACUGAGCCCUUCUAUUCAGUACUGGUGAUCAUCUUUUUAUUUGCAGAGACUGCAGUUACAUUAUUAUUAUAAAGAACUGAUAAAAAACAAAAUAUAAUAUUGUGAGUGUCAUUAUUUUAAUGCUUCAUUGAAGUUUUUGCCAUGGCACUAGAGAAUAAUAAAGAUUUUAUUCAUG